This is a messenger RNA of Kluyveromyces lactis, 1845 nucleotides long. RefSeq names its product Mus81p (gene MUS81). Gene Ontology annotation, cellular component: nucleus; Holliday junction resolvase complex. The record is from RefSeq and is a predicted model, not a curated record. The coding region runs from base 1 to 1845 and encodes 614 amino acids. NCBI's taxonomy places the organism in Eukaryota, Fungi, Ascomycota, Saccharomycetes, Saccharomycetales, Saccharomycetaceae. Gene Ontology annotation, molecular function: 3'-flap endonuclease activity; DNA binding; crossover junction DNA endonuclease activity. The transcript has a single exon. Gene Ontology annotation, biological process: mitotic intra-S DNA damage checkpoint signaling; double-strand break repair via break-induced replication; DNA catabolic process.
AUGUCCAUUCCUAGUGAUGCGAAACAGCUUUAUGCUGAAUUCCUUCAGCAAGAGGUAAACCAGAGUACAUCAGCUCAUCAAGAAAAGUUAGUGAUGGUCUUGAACAGAGCAUUGUUUGCCUUAAAGAAUUAUCCCGACCCUAUAUAUCAUCCUAAAGAUCUCCUUAAAGUUAAAGGUAUUGGACAGACUACUAUGAAUAAAUUAUCGAAGCGCCUAAAAACGUAUUGCGAAGAGAAUGGAUAUUCUUUCCCUGAGGAGUCAAGCUCAACGGAUAACACACAGUCCACUCAGAAUGACAGCAACCCCAGUAAUACCCAGAAAACAAGAGUACGAACCUUAGAGCCAGAGGAAAAUGAAAGCCAGGGUACUAGGAAACGUCGCAAGAAAAAAUACAUUCCCCGGAAUAGAAGCGGCGGUUAUGGCAUUUUGCUAGGCCUAUUAGAAUUGGGAUGUGAUAAGGAUGGGACGGCUUGCACACGUAGACAACUUAUAGCUGUUGCAUCAAAAUAUUGUGAUCAGAGUUACGAGAAAAAUCCGUCCACCAAAGAGUUUUAUAGCGCCUGGAGCGCCAUCAAAUCAUUGAAAACUAAUGAUUUAGUAAUAGAACAAGGAAGGCCAUCUCAAUUCAGCCUAACGGAAGCAGGCACUAUAUUAGCAGAUAGUUUGAAGACAGCCAACAAUAUUGAGUUUGAUGUGUCAAGUGUAUACGAGAGGCGACUUAACAGGGGCAACACUCAGAAUUCUUUUACAAAUGAUGAACAUGAUCAUACGGUGAACUUUAGCGGACUUAUGAAUCACGCAAAUAUGUCUAUCAACGAAAGUGCUAAUUCUUCAAGAUUGUUUCUUGAUGCAACGGCAAACUCCAGCAGAAUUGAGCAGAAUGAAGAACCUGAGGUUUCGGCAGAAAUUUCAACACCUAUACCAAAGCAAAAGGUAUCAAAAGGUCGUUGGAAAGGCGUAAAAUACGAGCUCUGGAAACCAGACAGUUACGACAUAAUUUUACAUAUUGAUCAUCGUGAAGUGAGAUCGAAAGAAGAUAGAGGGUUUUUUGCGAGGAAGCUGUUGCAACGGGGGAUAGAAACUGAAUCCUCGAGUCUCACGGUGGGCGACAUGAUAUGGCUUGCAAAGCAUAAACAAUCAGGGCAACAGUGCGCGUUAGAUUUCAUUGUGGAACGUAAACGAUUAGAUGAUUUGGUUAUUAGUAUAAGAGACAACAGGUUUUCGGAGCAGAAGAACAGGCUACAGAAGACAGGAUGCAAGCACAUAUUUUACCUCGUGGAAGAGACUACUGGUUAUAAUGUCAGUGACAGUGCUGAUAUGAUGAAAACGAGUAUUUGGACUACAGUAAUUUAUAAUGAUUUCCAUAUUAAACGAACCAGGAAUGCUGACACAACCGUGCAAUGGCUCACUGAUAUGUCGUUAAUCAUCAAAGAGCUUUAUUCAAGAAAGUCUCUUGUUGUAAUAAACCAUGAUCAUAUCACUAAUCAGAGCAUAUACUUAACCUCAUUGAAGAUGUUCCGAACAGAGUUCGAAAGAAAUAAAGAAAUUGAAUGUUGUCAUAACUAUGAAUCAAUGCAAUCAGCCAUGGUAAAAACAAACCUUAUGACGGUAAAGGAACUUUAUCUUCGCGCUCUUAUGUCAGUUAAAGGUAUCUCACUGGAAAAAGCACUAAUGAUUCAAUCCAGAUAUCCAACGUUCAAAACUCUACUAAAAGCUUAUAGAAGAUGUGCAGCAGAAGCAGAUGCAAAAACAUUGAUACAAAAUGAACUCAAAGAUGCACCAGGUAACAGGAAGAUAGGAAAAUCACUGUCACAUACUUUAUGGGAAACUUUUGGUAAACUGUGA